This is a messenger RNA of Peromyscus leucopus (white-footed mouse), 3339 nucleotides long. It is a transcript of the gene Thbs4, whose product is annotated as thrombospondin 4. Gene Ontology annotation, biological process: cell adhesion. Gene Ontology annotation, cellular component: extracellular region. The record is from RefSeq and is a predicted model, not a curated record. Gene Ontology annotation, molecular function: calcium ion binding. NCBI's taxonomy places the organism in Eukaryota, Metazoa, Chordata, Mammalia, Rodentia, Cricetidae.
CGACGGCUGCGCACCGCCCCGCCCGCCACCUGCGCCGCUCGCCGCCCCUGGCCCCGCGGACAGCACCCUGCCCCGGGCAGAGCCACGCCGCUGUCGCCCGCACAGCCCUCGGGGAGCAGAAGAGUCACCAUGCCGGCCCCACGCGCCGCCGCCUUCCUCCUGCUGCACCUGGUCCUGCAGCCGUGGCAGCGGGCGGGCGCCCAGGCCACCCCCCAGGUCUUGGACCUUCUGCCGUCCCCCGGUCAGAGACUGAACCCAGGUGCCCUGCAGCCAGUCCUGACAGAUCCCACCCUGCACGAGAUCUACCUGAUCUCCACCUUCAAGCUGCAGAGUAAGAGCUCGGCCACCAUCUUUGGCCUUUACUCCUCCAGUGACAACAGCAAAUACUUCGAAUUCACUGUGAUGGGACGCUUGAACAAAGCCAUCCUCCGUUACCUGAAGGAUGAUGGGAAGAUCCAUUUGGUGGUUUUCAACAACUUGCAGCUGGCUGAUGGGAGGCGCCACAGGAUUCUCCUGAGACUGAGCAAUUUGCAGAGAGGGGCUGGCUCCAUAGAACUCUACCUGGACUGUGCCCAGGUGGAUUCCAUGCACAACCUCCCCAGAGCCUUUUCUGGCCUUACCCAGAACCCGGAGUCCAUUGAACUGAGGACAUUCCAGAGGAAGCCACAGGACUUCUUGGAAGAGCUGAAGCUGGUGGUGCGGGGCUCGCUGUUCCAGGUGGCCAGCCUACAAGACUGUUUCCUGCAGCAGAGCGAACCCUUGGCCGCCACAAGCACAGGAGACUUCAAUCGACAGUUCUUGGGUCAGAUGACACAGUUAAACCAACUCCUUGGAGAGGUGAAGGAUCUGCUGAGGCAGCAGGUCAAGGAAACGUCGUUUUUGCGAAACACUAUUGCUGAAUGCCAGGCUUGUGGUAAGCCCUUCUUUUUCAGGUCCCCAACUCCAAACACACUGGUGCCCAUAGCUCCUCCAGCACCCCCAACUCGCCCGCCACGCCGGUGUGACUCCAGCCCUUGCUUCCGAGGCGUCCGAUGCACAGACACCAGGGAUGGCUUCCAGUGCGGACCCUGCCCGGAUGGUUACACGGGCAACGGCAUCACCUGUUCUGAUGUGGAUGAGUGCAAAUACCAUCCCUGCUAUCCAGGUGUGCGCUGUGUGAACUUGGCUCCAGGCUACAGAUGUGAGGCCUGCCCAGUAGGGUUCACGGGGCCCAUGGUGCAGGGGGUUGGAGUCAACUUUGCUAAGACAAACAAGCAGGUGUGCACUGAUGUCGAUGAGUGUCGAAAUGGAGCAUGUGUUCUGAAUUCUGUUUGCAUCAACACUUUGGGAUCGUAUCGCUGCGGACCUUGCAAACCGGGGUACACUGGUGACCAGACCCGGGGGUGUAAGACUGAAAGAAACUGCAGGAACCCGGAGCUGAACCCCUGCAGCGUGAACGCGCAGUGCAUUGAGGAGAGGCAGGGGGAUGUAACCUGUGUGUGUGGUGUUGGUUGGGCUGGUGACGGCUACGUCUGUGGAAAGGAUGUGGACAUUGACAGUUACCCUGAUGAAGAACUGCCGUGCUCUGCUAGAAAUUGCAAGAAGGAUAACUGCAAGUAUGUGCCAAACUCUGGCCAAGAAGAUGCAGAUGGAGACGGCAUCGGAGAUGCCUGUGAUGAGGAUGCUGAUGGAGAUGGGAUCCUGAAUGAGCAGGACAACUGUGUCCUGACUCACAAUAUAGACCAAAGGAACAGUGAUAAAGAUAUCUUCGGGGAUGCCUGUGACAACUGCCGGACUGUCCUGAAUAAUGACCAGAGGGACACUGAUGGAGAUGGAAAAGGGGAUGCCUGUGAUGACGACAUGGACGGAGAUGGAAUAAAAAACAUUUUAGACAACUGUCCCAGAGUUCCCAACCGUGACCAGCGGGAUCGGGAUAGUGAUGGUGUCGGAGAUGCUUGUGAUAGCUGUCCUGACGUCAGUAACCCUAACCAGUCGGACGUGGAUAAUGAUCUGGUUGGGGACUCCUGCGACACCAACCAGGACAGUGAUGGAGACGGCCACCAGGACAGCACAGACAACUGCCCCACCGUCAUUAACAGUGCCCAGCUGGACACUGACAAGGACGGGAUUGGCGAUGAGUGUGACGAUGACGAUGAUAAUGAUGGCAUCCCAGACCUGGUGCCCCCGGGCCCAGACAACUGCCGCCUGGUUCCCAACCCAGCCCAGGAAGACAGUAACAAUGAUGGAGUAGGGGACAUCUGUGAAGCAGACUUCGACCAGGACCAGGUCAUCGAUCGCAUUGACGUCUGCCCCGAGAACGCAGAGAUCACCCUGACUGACUUUAGGGCCUACCAGACUGUGGUCCUGGACCCUGAAGGGGAUGCCCAGAUCGACCCCAACUGGGUGGUCCUGAACCAGGGCAUGGAAAUUGUGCAGACCAUGAACAGUGACCCCGGCCUAGCAGUGGGGUACACGGCAUUUAAUGGCGUUGACUUUGAAGGGACCUUCCACGUAAACACCCAGACAGAUGACGACUAUGCCGGCUUUAUUUUUUGGCUACCAAGACAGCUCCAGCUUCUAUAUGUGGAAGCAGACAGAGCAGACGUACUCAGGCCACACCGUUCCGCGCAGUCGCAGAGCCGGGCAUUCAGCUCAGGACAGGAGGCGUACUGCUGCAGCCAGACAUUCGUUGGGGGCCCUCGGUGGGCCAACAGGCAGAGCCAUGGACUUGCAUCAGGAAAAGGUGGAGUGAAGAGCACAGGACUAUCCACUGCUGACUCCCGCAGGGCUGGGGCCAGCUCAGCUGUCAAGUCUAAAAACUGGCCCAGGGAGCAUCUCCGCAACUCCCUGUGGCACACGGGGGACACCAGCGACCAGACCCAAGCUGCAGAGCGAAGGUACUUCACGGGGAGGCUGUGGCCUUGGGUGUGCUCUUCGGACCGUGUGAGAGUAGGACCUGAUGAGUGGGACAAGAUGCAGCGGAGGGUGCGUUUUUACGAAGGCUCGGAGUUGGUGGCUGACUCUGGGGUCACCAUAGACACCACCAUGCGCGGAGGCCGACUUGGUGUGUUCUGCUUCUCUCAAGAAAACAUCAUCUGGUCCAACCUCAAGUACCGCUGCAAUGACACCAUACCAGAUGACUUCCAGGAAUUCCAGACCCAGAGUUUCGACCGCUUGGAUAAUUAAGCCAAAGAAGAAAUCUCACAACUGCUUUCUCAAACACUAAAAACAUUACCUUUUUUUUUUUUUUUAAAACUUCCCGUAAUUCUCUUUAUAUUACUGUGGCUUUUCUUUUACCAGCCCAAAUACACUAGAACUUUUUAUACAGAUGUGGAAAUAAAGAAGACUAUUUCUAAUAAC